Messenger RNA from Enhydra lutris kenyoni (northern sea otter), 1197 nucleotides. Its product is annotated as ST8 alpha-N-acetyl-neuraminide alpha-2,8-sialyltransferase 1. The record is from RefSeq and is a predicted model, not a curated record. Bases 1 to 1071 code for a protein of 356 amino acids. Gene Ontology annotation, molecular function: alpha-N-acetylneuraminate alpha-2,8-sialyltransferase activity. Gene Ontology annotation, biological process: N-glycan processing; oligosaccharide metabolic process. The transcript has 5 exons. NCBI's taxonomy places the organism in Eukaryota, Metazoa, Chordata, Mammalia, Carnivora, Mustelidae.
AUGAGCCCCUGCAGGCGGGCCCGGCGACACACGUCCAGAGGGGCCAUGGCAGUCCUGGCGUGGAAGUUCCCGCGGACCCGGCUACCAGUGGGAGCCAGUGCCCUUUGCGUCGUGGUCCUCUGUUGGCUCUACAUCUUCCCGGUCUACCGGCUGCCCAACGAGAAGGAGAUCGUGCAAGGGGUGCUGCAACAGGGCACGGCGUGGAGAAGGAACCAGACGGCGGCGAGAGUCUUCAGGAAACAGAUGGAAGACUGCUGUGACCCCGCCCAUCUCUUUGCUAUGACUAAAAUGAAUUCCCCCAUGGGGAAGAGCAUGUGGUAUGACGGGGAGUUUUUAUACUCAUUCACCAUUGACAAUUCAACUUAUUCUCUCUUCCCCCAGGCAACCCCAUUCCAGCUGCCCUUGAAGAAAUGCGCGGUGGUGGGAAAUGGUGGGAUUCUGAAGAAGAGUGGCUGUGGCCGUCAAAUAGAUGAAGCAAAUUUUGUCAUGCGAUGCAAUCUUCCUCCUUUGUCAAGUGAAUACACUAAAGAUGUUGGAUCCAAAAGUCAUUUAGUGACCGCUAACCCCAGCAUAAUUCGGCAAAGGUUUCAGAAUCUGCUGUGGUCCAGGAAGACUUUUGUGGACAACAUGAAGAUCUAUAACCACAGUUACAUCUACAUGCCUGCCUUCUCUAUGAAGACGGGAACAGAGCCAUCUCUCCGGGUUUAUUACACACUGUCAGAUGUUGGUGCCAAUCAAACAGUGCUCUUUGCCAACCCCAACUUUCUGCGUAGCAUUGGAAAGUUCUGGAAAAGUAGGGGAAUACAUGCCAAGCGCCUGUCCACAGGACUCUUUCUGGUGAGUGCGGCUCUGGGCCUCUGUGAAGAGGUUGCUAUCUAUGGUUUCUGGCCUUUCUCUGUGAAUAUGCAUGAGCAGCCCAUCAGCCACCACUAUUACGAUAACGUCUUGCCCUUCUCUGGCUUCCAUGCCAUGCCAGAGGAAUUUCUCCAGCUCUGGUAUCUUCAUAAAAUCGGUGCACUGAGAAUGCAGCUAGACCCAUGUGAAGACACUUCACUCCAGCCCACUUCCUAGGGACCAUGGAAAAAGAAAGAACUGAGACAGGGUAUUUUUGUUAGGUUUUCUACAUGACUCCAAAAGGUCAUUUCAUGGAUUCACAGGGGCCACUUGGAAAAAUAAGACAAAACAAAAACAAAACAA